Messenger RNA from Paramecium tetraurelia, 1656 nucleotides. RefSeq lists its product as uncharacterized. Lineage: Eukaryota; Ciliophora; Oligohymenophorea; Peniculida; Parameciidae. The record is from RefSeq and is a predicted model, not a curated record. Gene Ontology annotation, cellular component: centrosome; centriole. The transcript is spliced from 2 exons. Gene Ontology annotation, biological process: positive regulation of centriole elongation; centrosome cycle; interkinetic nuclear migration.
AUGUCAGAUUCAAAUUCUCACAGACUAAAACUAUCCAUUGAUAUUCAUUCAAUUAAAGAACAUUCUUUUAGGGGCUUGAUCUACGCUCAUUAUUCUCAUUAUCCAUAAUUGGGAAUCAAAUAAUAAUUUAGAACUGCACCUGUCAUUGAAAUUACCAAACCUUUUGUUGAAAUCUCCUUUUAAAAUUCGUUUGCUUCCUACAUUUUCGAUACCAAUAAAGAAGAACUUUAAAAGCUAUUUGAAGAGACCUAUCUAUAGAUUGAAUUAUUUCAUUAAGACAGAUUAAAGAAAGAUUAGUUUAUUGGCAUAUCAUUCAUAAACUUAGCAGAGUUACUAAAAAGCCCAAUUCGAAAAAGCUCUAAGAGUUACGCUAGAGCAUUAGAUGCUUAUUAUCCUAUUGAUGAUAAUAAUGAUUAGGAUACUAAGAGAAUUGGAUUACUUAGAUGCAUUUGUUAUCUUGAAGAUUUAGGCCCUCUUGAUUAAUUAUAAUAGUAGGAAUAAACAGCUAUUGAAUAAAUAGUUGGGGAUCCUGCUUUGCCAAUAAUUAGUUAUCCAAAUUCGGAUGAUCCUGAAAAAUAAUAAGUUAUAUUGGAAUUACAUUCAUUAGAACACAAAGUUAUUUGGGAAUUGGACACUUGGAAAAAAAGUGAGGAAGCUAAAUUUAGAGUAUAAUUGAAAUAAAAGGAGUUUGAGUUGACAACCAAAUUAUAUUAAGAUUUUAAAAACAAAGAAUUGGAUCGGGAAAGACAACUCAAACAAGCCUUAACAUAAAUUUAAGUUAUAGAAAAUAAAAUUAAGAAUAAAGGAACUGAACUAUUGAAAAGAGAAUAAAAAAUUAUGUAGUUAGAAGAUGAAGUAAAAUCUAAAUUGUUGGAGACUGCUAAAAUAAUAAAAAUAAAAGACGAGGAAAUGGGUAUACUUAUUAAAAGACAGAAGGAUGAGAAACUGAAUUUGGAAAAAGAAAAAACUUUAUUAAGUCUUAAGCUAACUGAUGCUUAAGCAGCUAUUCAAAAACUUGAAGAGGAAAAUAAGAGUCUAAAAAAAGAAAUUGAAAAAUCACCUGUGGCGAUGGUAAAGGAAAAUUUAUAAGAAAAAAUUAUGGAAAUUACUGAAUUAAAAAAGGAGUUAGAUAGAACCAAUCAAAUUAAAGAAUAAUAUAAAUAAUAUUAUGAAAAAAUGAGAGAUGAACUGAUUAAAGAAAAGAAACAAACUUAAGAUAACAAUUCUUUAACAUAAAAUACAUUAUUAGAAUUAGAGAAAUUAAAACUUGAGUUAUUGGAAAUUAAGCAAAAAUAAUAACUAAAUUCACAAACGAAUUCUUAAAUGAAUAAAUAGCAUAAGGAAAUUCUUUAAUAUGAAUAAUAACAAUAGCAAUCUUAAUAGUAAUAGAUCAUCAACCCUCCAAAAGUCGAGUAAGAAUAUGGUAAUUAAUCUAAUAAUCCGUUUAAAAAUGGUUUAAUUGAUAAAUCAUCCUAAAAGCUUGGCUUUUCAAAAACUUCAAAAUCCUACAAAAAUUACCCAAAUUUAGAAAAUAAGUCUGAUCUCUAACGAUUGUUAUAAGAGAGAGAAUAUUUGAUUGAAAGUGGAGAAUACCAGGUUGACGAUCCAUUAAUAGAAGAACUUACAAAGUAAAUAUAAUAAUUGGGUGGCCAUUGA